This is a messenger RNA of Echinococcus granulosus, 720 nucleotides long. Its product is annotated as ERI1 exoribonuclease. Lineage: Eukaryota; Metazoa; Platyhelminthes; Cestoda; Cyclophyllidea; Taeniidae. The coding region runs from base 1 to 720 and encodes 239 amino acids. The transcript is spliced from 6 exons. Gene Ontology annotation, biological process: exonucleolytic trimming to generate mature 3'-end of 5.8S rRNA from tricistronic rRNA transcript (SSU-rRNA, 5.8S rRNA, LSU-rRNA). The record is from RefSeq and is a predicted model, not a curated record. Gene Ontology annotation, molecular function: nucleic acid binding; 3'-5'-RNA exonuclease activity.
AUGGAACAAACUUUGAGACUUGCAGAAUCUCUUGGUUGUGUACAUCAUGUUGUGCCUCCUGCUAUUUUAUCUUCGAAGACAGAUCAAAGUGAUUUGGUUCAUUUUACCCAGCUUGUAGUACACUGGUACUUUGUUUUAGAUUUUGAAUCCACGUGUGACAUAAAACCAAAAUCUGACACUAAGGCGGAAAUAAUUGAGUUCCCUGUGGUGGUAGUUCGGGCGGAAACCGGACAGAUCAUUGAGGAAUUUCAUCGAUACGUUCGACCGACUGAAAGUCCCAUACUCAGCGAUUUCUGCAAAAAACUAACUGGGAUCUCCCAGCGAACUGUGGAUACAUCUACUGACUUGCGGCAUGUUUUGAAGGAGUUCGAAAACUGGCUAAAACUAAAGAAAAAAGAACUUAAUUGCGCCUUUAAGUUGGAUAGUCCAAACGCUGCUGUCUUCGUCACCUGGACUGACUGGGACAUUCGCACAUGCCUUUGGAAUGAGUGCCAACGAAAACAACUGUCUUUUCCGGUGGAUUUACUUACUAGAAUCGAUUUAAAGGCCGUGUUUAAGCAAUGGUGUGCAGCUGGUCAAAUAGGGCCAAAGCAGGGGUUCCAGGGCUGUCUCCAGGAUGCGCUAAAUGCUGCUGGACUCACCUUCAGGGGUCGACCUCACAGUGGCAUCGCCGACGCCCGAAACACUGCGGCCCUUCUGAACCGCAUUAUUUUAAGUUAA